This is a messenger RNA of Strongylus vulgaris, 302 nucleotides long. The record is from the annotation of a GenBank genome assembly. Lineage: Eukaryota; Metazoa; Nematoda; Chromadorea; Rhabditida; Strongylidae.
AUGGAAUUGCCAUCAGAGAAAAGGAUCGUCAUCACGGUAGAGGACAUGAACACUGAAGAACUGUACGACAUCCUUCACAUUUUUGAUGGCUCUUGGGAAGGUAGUCCUACCUUGGCAAGAUUGUCUGGUGUUCAUCAUAAUCGUUCGUUCCUGUCGCAUUCGAACGUUGUGAUGGCAGAGUUCUCAAGUGACGGAGGCACAAAUAGCACGGGAUUCAAAGCUCUGGCUGAGAUUGCAGCAGGAGACUCUCUGAUUUUCUACGAAGGUGACACUGCUAGCAGCCAAAUACUACAAAAGUGAGU